AUGCAUGCCGUAGCAAUCCACGCUCUCCGUACGGCACGCAGACCUAUUUCUCGGCGCGCCUGUCGAAUCGUCGCCGGCGUUAGAUACCCAAUCUACUCGAGACCGUUCCACCGCUCCCCAAUAUCACGUCGAAUACCGGAGGAAACGGCGGGUCAGGGAAAUGGACGCACAGAGAGCCCAUCAGUUGAGUCAUCGAAAGGCUCAAAUGGAAAUGCAGAGCAAGAUGGUACUGAAGCGUCGAGAAUAACUCAAGGAGAGGCUUCCACGUUGACACCAAAGCCGCGGAACGGCAAUGGGAAACCUACAUCUGGAAGACUGAAGGGAAACCGACCACGGCAGACUGAGGGACUACCGCCUGUGCAGCUGCCAGAGUGGUUCUGGAAAAAGAAUGUCAAGUGCUUGGAAGAUCCUACUCAGAGCGGGACACUCGCUGUUUAUGGCAUAACGGGAGUCAAUGGCGAAGUUGAUGGCGACGAUAGCUCUGUGGCUGCAGAAGUAGCCCGGAUGACCCUUGCACUUGGCGAUUGCGACUUGACGUCUACCAAAGAUGCAAAGUAUUCAAUGCAUGUGGAUGUCUACAAAGAGAUACUGUCUUCCUUACGAGCAGGAUUGUCUCUCCGCCCACCCAAGAACUCGGAAAACCUGAAUAUCAACCGGCCUAUCACUCUUCUACAAUGUCCGAAAGAUGGGGGGGCUUUUUAUUUGGAUGCAGUUGUCGAGACGAUUGCCACGAAGCUUGGGGCCGAUCUUAUACGGCUUGAUGCUCAGGAUAUUGCCCAGAUCGUGGGGCCCUAUGUUGAUGAAAAUGUGGCAUGGACUUCUUCGAAAACCGCAUUAUUAGGGUACGAUGCGCAAAUGGUUGCUGGGAAGUUAGAGACGUAUGAUACAGAUCCCACUGAAGAAGAUGCCGCGCUCGAGGAGGAAGAUAAGCCAAAGUUACCGAAUUGGUUCAAGAUGAUGAAUUCAGUGCUUCCCAAAAACAAGAAUCAUACUAGACAGUACAAGCAAAGUCCUGCCAACCUUGACCUCAAAUUUGAAAGGGUCGGCAUUUUGGACUUCAGUCAAAACCCACAAUCUGCUCCAGCUUCAACCUCCGAGUCAGACCAAUGGAACAAUCUGAAGUUUAAUUCUAUUCUCAGUGAACUGUUGGCGGCAGCUGAUGUGAAACGCGCUGCUUCUCCCUCCGAAUCGGAUUGUACGGAACCAGUCGAGUCGAGACCAGCUUCUUCCGGCACUAUUAUACAGGUGCGAGAUUACAAAGCGUUGACUGGAACCCAGCAAGGGGCGGAUUUGCUCCAGCGGCUCCGGACAGCUAUCAACAAACGUUGGAAAGACGGCAAAAACAUCAUUUGCGUCGGGACAUAUUCUAGCGAGGAAGGAGAAGCAGCUCUCUCUAAGUCCGAGAUCCAGCAUCUUCAAUCAGAUGUGGUCGAGGGAGAAAAAAGCACAAUUUUUGUGCCCCCUGACAGGAGAACGGAACAAGACGUUGUUUUCGAAACGGACGAAAAGGCACGAGUCCGGAAUAUGAACAUUCGACAUGUCGAAGACAUGGUCUCGAAAUUAGCAGAUGGCACUCAGCACCUGACGCCAGUGAUUGACCUCGAAAAGGGACUUGACAGUGCUGCUGUAGACUCAGCCGGCCUAGAAGACGCGGUCUGGCCGUACGCGCGCGUUCGCAGGCUUGCGAUCACGAUAUUGGGAGGCUCUAAAUCUCCCACUAUCGAUGGGACAGUUUUCAGCGAAGCUCUAAGACUACUUUCUUCUAGUGACGAAGCCAAAUUCAGUUGGGGGGCCGCUGAACUGAAGGAAGAAGACGCUGACGUGGAUACAUUGCUCGACGAAAUCUCUGAAUCCAACAAGGGUGGCUUGACUAAGGAAAAGCUCAAGCAGAUCAAGAAGGAUUGCAAUUCCCACGAACAGAAAUUGCUCAGUGGUGUUGUGCUUCCAGCGGAUAUUCGUACUACUUUUGACCACAUUCGAGCCCCCAAAGAAACCGUUGAGGCUCUCAAAACCUUGACUAGUCUGUCCUUAAUUCGCCCAGAAGCGUUCUCGUACGGCGUGCUCGCUACUGAUAAGAUUCCUGGUUUGCUCCUUUACGGUCCCCCAGGAACGGGUAAAACGCUCUUGGCGAAAGCUGUGGCCAAAGAAAGCGGAGCAACUAUGCUUGAAAUCAGCGGAGCAGAUGUCAAUGACAUGUUCGUCGGCGAAGGAGAGAAGAACGUCAAGGCUGUGUUCAGUCUUGCCAAGAAACUUUCUCCUUGUGUUGUCUUCGUAGAUGAAGCUGACGCCAUCUUUUCGGCUCGUGGAGAGACCAGGCGUCCAGCUCAUCGAGAAUUGAUCAAUCAAUUCCUCAGGGAGUGGGAUGGCAUGAACGAUCUUUCAGCUUUCAUUAUGGUAGCAACCAACCGCCCCUUCGAUCUUGAUGAAGCAGUACUCCGGCGAUUACCACGGCGAUUACUGGUUGACCUACCGGUUGAAAAAGACCGAGAAGAAAUUCUUAAAAUUCAUCUCAAGGAAGAACUCCUUAACGAAUCCGUAUCACUCUCUGAACUGGCGAAAGACACGCCUUUCUACUCGGGCUCCGAUCUAAAGAAUAUCUCCGUCGCGGCGGCACUAGCCUGCAUCCGCGAAGAAAACGAAGCCGCAACCAAACACACAGGCGAUGAGCCUUACAAAUACCCUGAGAAGCGUAUACUCACCAAACAGCAUUUCAGCAAAGCGAUUGAGGAGAUCAGCGCCAGUAUCAGCGAGGAUAUGAGCACUUUAUCUGCCAUUCGCAAGUUUGACGAGAAAUAUGGAGACCGUAAGGGACGCAGGAAGAAGACGUCCGCGAUGGGCUUUGGAGGAACCACCUUUGUGGAGAAAGAUUCGGAGGCUGCGAGAGUGAGGAAGAUGGAGGCUUAG
Molecule: messenger RNA, 2904 nt
Organism: Lachnellula hyalina
Lineage: Eukaryota; Fungi; Ascomycota; Leotiomycetes; Helotiales; Lachnaceae
Gene: ATAD1
Product: ATPase family AAA domain-containing protein
Exons: 2
Coding region: 1-2904 (967 amino acids)
Cellular component (GO): mitochondrial outer membrane
Molecular function (GO): ATP binding; ATP hydrolysis activity
Source: RefSeq, a predicted model, not a curated record